Messenger RNA from Setaria italica (foxtail millet), 907 nucleotides. Its product is annotated as pathogenesis-related protein 1A. The record is from RefSeq and is a predicted model, not a curated record. Bases 132 to 704 code for a protein of 190 amino acids. Lineage: Eukaryota; Viridiplantae; Streptophyta; Magnoliopsida; Poales; Poaceae. The transcript has a single exon.
ACAUCGAUGACCGCCUACUCGCACCUCAAAUUCAGGGAACCGGACUUGAAAUCCGCCUAUAUAUACACAAUGAUAAUCACGUCGAACUCGCAAUCCAUCCCAUCAAAAGAAUUGCUUUCAACAACCAAAUCAUGGCUAGAACAAGGAUGUCUUCCCUCUGGUCCAUCUUGUUGCUCCUAGCCCUGUCUGCUGCACUGUGCACACGCAGCGCCGCAGCCACCAACGACGACGACGGGAGCUACGGCACGGACCUAGACGCCGGCCGCCGCGCGCGCUCCGCGGCCACGGUCGCCGAGAUCCUGUCGGUGCACAACGAGGCGCGGCGGGAGGUCGGCGUGCCGCCGCUGGUCUGGAGCCCGCAGAUCGCCGGGUACGCCAAGGGCUUCGCGCAGUCGCGGCGCGGCGACUGCGCGCCCCGGCGGUCGCCGCUGUUCUACUUCGGCGAGAACGUCGUCGUUGGGAAGGGCCGGCACUGGAACGCGACGGCGCUGGCGGCGCCGUGGGUGGCGGAGGGGCAGUGGUACGACUACGGGAGCAACUCGUGCGCCGCACCACCGGGCGCCGGGUGCCUGCGGUACACGCAGGUGGUGUGGCGCAACACCACGCAGGUCGGGUGCGCCAGGAUCGUGUGCGGCUCCAACGACACCCUCCUCGUCUGCGACUACUUCCCGCCGGGCAACUACGGCACCGGCAGGCCCUACUGAUCGUCGCCGGCCAGCUGAUCAUGUUGCUCGGUCCGUGCAAAAUAUAGUUGGUUUCCAUGCAUAUGGUCGAGUCAUCGAGUUAUGUUUUACUGUGGAUUAUUGUGUGUCUAUUCGUUGUGUGUUGUGAUUCUUAAGCAUCACCGAGACACCAACGUCCCAUGGACGUACGGUAUGCUGAAAUAAAACUGAGAUUCCAUUGAUUU